Micromonas pusilla CCMP1545 is the source of this 2109-nucleotide messenger RNA. RefSeq lists its product as uncharacterized. Bases 1 to 2109 code for a protein of 702 amino acids. The record is from RefSeq and is a predicted model, not a curated record. The transcript is spliced from 3 exons. Lineage: Eukaryota; Viridiplantae; Chlorophyta; Mamiellophyceae; Mamiellales; Mamiellaceae.
AUGGGUCGAUCCCCGCCCGCGCCGGACGCGCUCGAGAUGUCCCCGCCGGCGAAACGAUCCCGCCGAAGCGGCGGCGGCGGCGGCGGCGAAGGCGGCGGCGAAGGCGGCGGCCCAUCGGGGAAAGCCAUCCUCCCGGCGGCGACGACGACGACCGCGACGCCGGCGCCGGCGGAUUACACCCUCGCGCUGGUGUACAACGUCGGCCUCGCGGACAUGAUCCUCUCCACCGCGAGCAGCGCGGGGAUCACGGAGAGCGACGCGUGCGAGAGGCUCUGCGCGUCGUUCGCGCGGCCGAAGUUCAGCAACCAGAAAAAAGUCGCCGAAGCCUUGGAGGCGUCCUUAGACGCGUCGCGCGAGACCCCCACGGUCGUGCCGUGGCCCAGGGACGACGUCGGGAUGAGGGACGGCGGACUGCCGCUCGGGUUUCGCCCGCGGCGUCCGGCGACGCCCGCCGCCGUCGCCGCCGCGGAGUACCACUGGCACGAACUUCGCGGCGAGAUGAUGGAACGUGAUGCGGGGGAAGAUGGAACGUCAACCGACGCGGACGCCGCCGCCAUCGCGGAGGUGUACUUCCCGCUCCUCGCCGCGGUGCUCCCGGAGUGGCUGCGCGGGUUCGCGAUCGACGAGACGCCGCGACCGGGAGAACGACGACGGGACGCGACGCCGAUGCGCCGCGAGAAGUCGUUCAGCGAGCUCAGGAAAGCCGCCGCGCUCGCGGUGUCCGCGGCCGCGAAGGCGGCGAACCUCGCCGGGACGGACGUCUCCACCGCGGUCUCCGCCGCGGUCGCGGAAUACACCGCGGGUCUCCGACCGACGCCCGCGAACUCCCCGCUGGGGAAUUCGAACGCCGCCGGAAUCGCCGCGACCGCCGUCCCCGUCGUCCGUCGCGUCGUCUUCCUCGUCAGCGGCUUCGGCGCACCGCGCGACGCGACGCACGCGCCGGACGAUAACAGCACCGCCGCGACCGCGCGUCUGAUGAAACGCUUCAUCGAGGCGUCGUACCCGAACGUCGCGGUCAAGCUCGUGCACGGCGGUCAAGACGCGUUUCGAUACGCCGCGAACGUCGGGUUCGUGAACCGGACGCUUCGGCCGCUCGUAGAGCGCGAGCGCGACGCCGUCGCCAAGACGCACGGCGAGGCGUGGCCCCGGCGGUUCAAGCUCACGAUCGCGCUGUGCGACGGCACGCCCGCGAGGCUGCAGGCGCUCAUGGCGUCGUUCCGCGACAUGUCGCCGUUCUUGCUGCACGCGUGGCAGCCGAAGCGGUUCUGGCAUCGAGGCGUUCUGAAGCCGAGCGACGUCGACAUUCAGCGGUGGGAACGCGCGGAGGCGACGCCGCCGAUGAAGGCGGACGAGGCAUCCCUCGUCGCGCACUUCGGCGGCGGCGGCGAGGGCGACGAAGUGACGACGACGCGACCGACGCGCGGCGAAGACGAAGAAGGCGAAGAGAACGACGGCGCGAUCAUAUCGCGCAUGGUGGACGAGAUGAAGAAACACCGAGACGCGUACGUCGCGGCGGCGUCUGAGAAGACCAACGAGCUCGGCGCGUUCUGGUUGCGGAAGACGCGGAAGCCCGUACUCGCGGUGCUGUGCGUGCGCAAGAAGGGGAAGACGGGGCGGGGACACGAGUUUUACAGGGGCGUGAACUUGGAGGUGUCGAUGCCGACCGGGUCGCUGUGUUCGGAGCGAAACGUCAUCGGCACCGCGUUGGCGUGCGAUCCGACGCUGCGCCGCGCGGACCUGUUCGGCGUCGCGGUGUUAUCCCUGAAGAAGACGGGCGGGGAGGGUUCCGGCUCCGGGAACGCUCAAAAGGGGGGCGUUAUUAAUGGUGGAGUUAGAGACGGCGGCACCGCGCCGCCGACGCCGGUGCCGGGUUCGUCGUUCGCGGGAGGCGCGUCGAGGAACGCGAGCUACGCGAAUGACCUCUCCGGGUUGGGGUCGGGGCCGACGUGUCGGCCCGUCGCGGAGGACGACUUGAACCCGUUGCAUCCGUGCGGCGCGUGCAAGGAGUGGCUGUACAAGAUCGCGGAGGUGAACCCGGGGUUUAAGGUGGUGAUGUUCACGGACGCGAGCUGCGAGGAAGUCUUCGUGAAGACCGUGGGGCAGUGUUAG